This is a messenger RNA of Medicago truncatula (barrel medic), 1322 nucleotides long. RefSeq lists its product as uncharacterized. The transcript has 3 exons. NCBI's taxonomy places the organism in Eukaryota, Viridiplantae, Streptophyta, Magnoliopsida, Fabales, Fabaceae. The record is from RefSeq and is a predicted model, not a curated record. The coding region runs from base 193 to 738 and encodes 181 amino acids.
CACAACUGCAGAGACUAGUCUCUCGAGUCGAGAUUCAAACUCAUGACCUUUGAUUAAUAGCAACCUUUUUGCGAUUUUUCUCUGGGCUUAGGCUGAAACACCAUUUUUCAGCCCAUAAAUCAUAGGCCCAUACCCUAACUAACGUAGGAUAAGAUUUCACUGGCUAAACUUGCGUUACAAUUUACAAACACCAUGGCAGUAGCAGCAAGUUCUACCUUCUCAUCCUCACUAUCAACGGUAUGUACCUUACAAAACCGCCAUGCAUCACAACCCACAACCUUUUUAGGCAUUCCCCUAUGUCAGAAAACGUUCCUCAGUAACAAAAAAUCACCACACAAGUUUUUAACAGUGGCAGUGACCAAAGGCUCAGCAGAGUCAAGUAAAUCCGAUGAAAAAAUCCCUUCAUGGGCUAAGCCUGACUCAGAAGAACCUCCUCCAUGGGCUCAAAAUGAAGCCCAAAACAAACCCUCUUCUUCUGAACAACAAGGAUUUGUUAUUCCGUUUUAUGUUUAUUUACUUGCCUCUGCUAUCACUGCAAUUGCCGCUAUAGGUUCGAUAUUUGAGUAUGUGAAUCAAAAGCCAGUGUUUGGAGUUUUGAGCUCUGAUAGUGUUUUCUAUGCUCCUUUGCUUGGUUUUUUCGCCUUCACCGGCGUUCCAACUUCGGCUUUCUUGUGGUUCAAGUCUGUACAAGCAGCCAACAAGGAAGCUGAGGAACAAGACAAGAGGGAUGGUUAUUAAUAAUUAUAGAGUACCUUUUUUGUUGCUUUAUCCGCGUAAGUCAUAUGGAAAUUGCAUAUAAUGCUAUGUUGUAAGUAAGAGUCUAUUGUGAAUAUUCAUGUCUCUCAUAUGAAUGAAUAUCAAUGAUUAAAAUCUCACUUUGCUCAAUGAAAUUGUAAGGGUGUGUCAAGUUAGUCUAAUUCACUUUAUCGAAACUCUAAGUUAGUUCUUGAAAUUGCAAAACAUUGUCAAGUCGAUCUAUCUAUUUGCUGGUGUUAGUUAACAGAGUAAGCGGUGUUAAUGUGGUUCAUUGUCAAGGCACUUAACAUGGGACACAUGUGCACAACCAAAUACUUAGCGUGCUUCAUUAGCGCCCCUAACUCUUUUAACUAACAUGGUGCAAAAUUGGUGGUUAGAAUUAUAUUAUUGACAUUAAAGUAGGUAGUGGAUGUUGAACCAUCUGCAAUUCCUUGGUUUUCCUUACAUAAUGGUCGGUUCAUGUAUUGGGUCUUCGGGAUGAACUCCUGGACUAGAUUUUGAUCCAUAUCAUUCUCCUUUAUUUGAUUAGGACUCAUCCUCAAAUCAAGUUAUGAUUCAUUGUCAAA